AUCAAAUUCAAGCUUGAAGUUUUCGGUCUUAAUUAUUCAUGGCCUUAGAAAACUCAGCUUGAAUCAUCAUUAACUCCUAUUGCCUGCAUUAAAUGCUCUUUUAAUUGAAUUAAUAAGGAUUUAAGUAUUUAAAACGUCUCUCUAUAUAUAAAUAAAAAAGGAUCCGUGAUUUUGAACGCUUUAUUGACUAACAUGAAAUUUUUUUUAUCUCCCUUAAUAUAUUAUAAUACAAAUAAUCGAUAAACAAUAUUUUUAUUAUAUCGAGCGAAUUACCUUAAGAGUAGUUACCGUGUAAAAGAGGGAAGGCUCGAUUAGUGGCAUUAUCGUAAAACCUGGAACAGACCACGUGUUGUUAGGUAAGAACGGAUGCGGAAAUGAAAUAUCGUAGUAUGGAAUGCGGACAGCCUCGAGGCGGCAAAGUGGCGGAGCCACUGUUCUGUUUAACUGCAUGUGGCCAGGUGCCUGUUUCGCGCACAUUGACAUGGGGAGUGGACUCUGUCGAAUCAAACGCAAAUGGACGCCACAUCCCGCGGCCGAUAUCGGAUUAAUAGGUCUGGCGGUUAUGGGCCAGAAUCUCAUCCUAAACAUGAACGAUCAUGGAUUCGUCGUGUGCGCCUAUAACCGAACAACGGAAAAAGUGGACCAAUUUUUGCGUAACGAAGCUAAAGGAACGAAGGUCAUCGGUGCACAUUCCUUGGAGGAGUUAGUUGCUAAAUUGAAAAAACCUCGCCGUGUUAUGCUACUUGUAAAAGCUGGCGAUGCAGUGGACAGUUUCGUGGAUAAAUUAGUUCCGCUGCUAGAACCGGGAGACAUAAUUAUCGACGGUGGUAACUCCGAAUAUGUCGACACCACUAGGCGAUGCAAGGCUCUGGAAAACAAAGGCCUACUGUAUGUAGGCUCGGGUGUCAGUGGAGGCGAAGAAGGAGCACGAUAUGGACCAUCGUUAAUGCCUGGAGGAAAUCCAAAAGCAUGGCCUUACAUUAAAGACAUAUUUCAAAACAUCUCUGCUAAAGCUGAUGGCGAACCAUGCUGCGAUUGGGUAGGAGAAGAAGGAAGUGGCCAUUUUGUGAAGAUGGUCCAUAAUGGAAUAGAAUACGGUGAUAUGCAGUUAAUAUGCGAAGCGUAUCAUUUGAUGAAGAGUGCCUUAGGUUUGAGCAACGAUGAGAUGAGUGAGGUAUUUAGUGAAUGGAAUAAAGGAGAGUUAGAUUCAUUCCUAAUUCAAAUCACUAGUGAUAUAUUGAAGUUCAAAGAUGACGAUGGUGAACCGCUCCUAGAGAAGAUAAGAGAUGUGGCCGGACAGAAAGGAACUGGAAAGUGGACAGCAAUAGCAGCCCUCGAUUUUGGAAUUCCCGUCACCUUAAUAGGGGAAGCGGUAUUCAUGAGAUGUCUGUCAUCUCUCAAAAACGAACGUGUGGAAGCCAGUAAACAUUUAAAAGGACCCGAGAACACAAAAUAUGAUGGAGAUAAAAAGGAAUUUAUCGAACAUAUUCGUAAGGCUCUUUAUGCGUCAAAGAUAGUUUCCUACACACAAGGUUUCAUGUUGUUAAGAGAAGCUGCAAAAAUUUUUAAUUGGAAUCUUAAUUAUGGUGCAAUUGCUCUGAUGUGGCGAGGCGGAUGCAUCAUCAGAAGUGUUUUCCUGGGUAACAUCAAAAGUGCUUUCGACAAGUCUCCAAAUCUCUCAAACCUUCUACUGGACAACUUUUUCCAAAAGGCAAUUCAAGAUUGCCAAGAUUCGUGGCGUCAAGUAGUGGCAACCUCCGUCAAAUUGGGAAUUCCCACACCCGCAUUCAGUACUGCCUUAGCUUUCUAUGACGGAAUUCGAUCCGAGAAACUUCCCGCAAAUCUUCUACAGGCGCAGAGAGAUUAUUUCGGCGCCCAUACCUACGAGCUUUUAUCCAGUCCAGGAAAAUUCGUUCAUACCAAUUGGACGGGUCACGGAGGAAAUGUUGCCUCCACUACAUACAAUGCCUAAAUUAAGCAUAUCCAUUAUUGUUUACCGAAUCACGUUAUUAGUUGAAAAUCAUUUGAUUUUGUUAGAGAAAUUUUUCAGAGUUAGUUUUUUUUAAAUAUAUGAAAAUAUUUGGAGAAAUAAAAUGAUGUAUUUUUGUAUUUUGUUUAAAAAUCUUCUAUACGCAACUUUUUAAAUGUAAGAAACACAGAUAGGGCCUAUUAUUGGAUUUGGACCUUUAUAACUGUUAAAUUGAUUGCUUAAUUAGUAUUGUCUCUCUACCAAUAAAUUUUGAAAAUUAA
Centruroides sculpturatus (bark scorpion) is the source of this 2250-nucleotide messenger RNA. RefSeq names its product 6-phosphogluconate dehydrogenase, decarboxylating-like (gene Pgd). Gene Ontology annotation, biological process: pentose-phosphate shunt, oxidative branch; pentose-phosphate shunt. Lineage: Eukaryota; Metazoa; Arthropoda; Arachnida; Scorpiones; Buthidae. Gene Ontology annotation, molecular function: NADP binding; phosphogluconate dehydrogenase (decarboxylating) activity. The coding region runs from base 395 to 1972 and encodes 525 amino acids. The record is from RefSeq and is a predicted model, not a curated record. Gene Ontology annotation, cellular component: cytosol. The transcript has 12 exons.